Messenger RNA from Stylonychia lemnae, 828 nucleotides. The record is from the annotation of a GenBank genome assembly. NCBI's taxonomy places the organism in Eukaryota, Ciliophora, Spirotrichea, Sporadotrichida, Oxytrichidae.
AUGAGAAAAUCUAUAUUGCUUGUUUUAUCAAUUAUUGGUACUGUGAUUAUAGAAUAAGUAUCUGGCAAGUUUUUAUCAUAUCAUGAGCACAACAAACAUACAGAAAUAACUGAUUAUAAUUCCCACAGCAAUAUUGUGAGAGAACCAAAACUACACAACUAUAAGAUGGUGCAGUUCAAUGGAAGCGAUAUUGUUAAUGUUCCUGAUAGUUUCGAUUGGAGAUAAAAAGGUGCUAUUAGUCCAGUGAAAAAUCAGGGCUAAAUGGGUCAAGCAUCGAUUUACACAGCUGUUGAUUCUAUUGAAUCUGCUCAUUUUAUAAAAGCAGGAAAACUUCUAAGCCUUUCUGAAGAAUAAGUAGAAGAUUGUGAUUAACAGGCAGAAAGUGUCAUUGAUGUUUAUAACUACGCUUCAACUCAUGCUCUUGAACUUGCUUAGGAUUAUGGUAGCAUUAGAUCCUAAGGAGCUUGCCACUAUGACCCAGCAAAAGGAGUAGUUGAAGUAAAAAAGGUUGUCAAAGUUAAGCCAAAUGACUCAGAAGAACUUAAGAAAGCAGUGACACAAUCACCUGUGACCGUUGUCAUUAAUGCUGGAACUAUGGAAUUCUAAACGUACCAAGGAGGAAUUUUUAACCCAAAAAAUUGCCCAGCUGAGGUUGAUCACACUCUGCUUGUGGUUGGAUAUGGCAAAGAGGGGGAUUAAGGCUAUUGGAUUUGUAAGAAUACUUGGGGAAAUUCCUGGGGAGAGUCAGGCUAUAUAAGAAUAGCAAUGACUGAUGGUCCAGGUGUUUGCGGUAUUAACCUAUAUGGAGCAUAUCCACAAACUGAUUGA